Molecule: messenger RNA, 6111 nt
Organism: Pocillopora meandrina
Lineage: Eukaryota; Metazoa; Cnidaria; Anthozoa; Scleractinia; Pocilloporidae
Source: the annotation of a GenBank genome assembly
AUGGCGUCCGUUGUACAGAGAUUUUUAACAAGAACAAUAAUAUCAUCUUCUUCUCUACCGGCUUCCUGUAGAAAAACUAGGAUGCACAUUUGUGCAGUGCUAGCUUCAUCUCACGAAGAUCCACUGGUGGGUGUUAAUAUGAUGUUCACAUAAGUAAACUUUUAUUCGUUUCGGUCGCUGAAGACUUUGGUCCUCAUUUGGGUCUAUUUUUCUUAUCCUCAUCUCGAGCUCCUUAUGGGUUACACAACUAUGAUUCGCUUCUUUUCUAGGGUUAGUACCUAUUUGAAGAUUUUAUCCGCAGGUUUAAAUUGUUCUCUCUGCUUUUCUUUAUUUUUUCUCUGGAAUUGAAAAACUCUCCUCGACAAGGGUCACGGGGUAAGCAAUCAAGGGUCGGAAAGACUCGGGAAUUUUGGAUAUUUAGAUCUUGCUGUAAGACGUAACUAAUGUCACAGGUUAAGGAAUGAAGGCCCGAUUAUUAUAGUCUGUGCAGUAUUUGGCAGGCUUGGUGAAGUGUCAGCCGUUAUUCUCGCCUCUAAUCAGCCCCCCUUCCCAUACGCCUAGAGGAGAGGGUAAGUUGUCUUUCACGUCAGACUACUGGGUGGACCAUUAAGUUUUGGCUGAAAUUUGUCAGAAGUUUUUCAAGUGAGGAUUUACUGUAACAAGACAAUGCUCUUUUUUUCUCUGGUUUUGAAGGGCAUCAAAAAUAGGAGCAAGUCAUUAGAUGAACAUCAGAAGCAACAAAUGGCUAGAGGUCUCCCCAAAAAGCGGCCAGUUGAUGGUGUCAAGCAUGUGGUAGUAGUAGCAUCUGGCAAGGGAGGAGUUGGAAAAUCCACCACCUCAGGUAUAAAUUGCAAGUCACUGAAUGAAGUCAUCAUUGACAUAUAGUUCCUGACUUUGACAUAUAUAUGUAUACCAAGUAGUUCCUGAUAUCUUUUCACAAAUGUUUUUGAAAAUAACUAAUUUUCAGAGCAGUAGUUAUAAGUUCCCAUUUCAAGUUAUUGGUUCCUUUUUUAAUUGCAAUUCAGUCAAAUAUAGUGUGUAUAGAGUAUCUGCUCCUUUUCUUUUGGGUCAGGGAUGGGGAAGGGGGGGGGGGAGAGUAUUAAGUUCUGGAUACUAUAGAAAUGUUUACCAAAUUUCUGAUCUAAAUGGUGUAAUAUGUCCAACAUUAGAUGAAAAGGGGUCACAAAGCCCUUCCUUUAAUUGCUAACAUACCCUUAGUGUGCAAGUAUUCAUGUGAAGGGAACACAAGCCUAGUGUCAGCUAAUAUGGUGUUGAUCCUUGCUGGUUCUGUUCAUGUGUUUUUCCUUUUUGUUGAGUUCUACAAGCCAUAAUCAUUGGACCAUCAAAUUUUUCUUAGGUUUAGACCUCUUCCAAAACUCUUCUAAAAUUGAUAUGGAUGAGUUACCAAUUGUGAAUUUCUUUAACACAUUUUGUUUCUUCAGAUAUUGAUUUGACUUUUGUUACUUUUCCUAGUGAAUCUGGCUUUGGGAAUGCUAGCAAGAAAACAGGUUUGAAGUUGAAAUUUAGAGUAAUGCUGUACAUAAUUAAAUCAAGCAUCUCAUUGCUAGUUGUGGUGAAUGGAGUAGCAGCAAAUUUCCAUCUUAAAGUUUCUAAUUUGCAAAUUUUGAGAAUUUGCCUUUGCCUCAAGGCAGAGACCAUAAUUUAGGAGAUUUUCUGGUAUGACUGGUCUUUGUAUCAUAUUGCUUUAAUUAUUGAUUACUACUAAUAACGUUUCUCUCUGAAAGCUUAUUAGUACUUUGCCAUGCAUGUAUGUGUCAUGAAAUGUUUCUACCCUGACAGUAAGGGUGGGGGGGACAGUCCUUUGUGUCAGUGUAUGAGAACGAGGAAGAUUUCCAAAAGGCUACAGUUGUGUUCAACAAAUCCUUUCCACUAAUCAAUACCCUAUGCUUUUUUUUAAAAUUGUUUGUUUUUUUUUUGAUGAAGGGAAUAAUUAAAAUAUGCAGAUCUACUUGAUAGAUUUAGCUGCCUUAUGCACUUUCUAUCAGACCUCUCAGGCUGUUAAGGGUUGUUUAGGUCUGUCUGGGUUGAGAAGAGGAAGGAAACAACUGUUAUGAUUUCACAGUUGAUGAUAGACAUGAAUAGAAACUGUAUCAUUCAAGGAUCUGCUGUUAUUGAAGAAACAUUUUUCACAAGCCUUAAAAAUGUUAUGAUUUUUUGUCCUAAAUUUUUUCUCUGCUGGAAAAAUGUUAGUCAAACUAUCUGUCUUAAAUUUAAGAAACAGCUAUUUUUCUUGUACUAGUCUUUGCGUGUUGGGCUUCUUGAUGCAGAUAUUUAUGGACCAUCUAUACCAAAAAUGAUGAACUUAAGAGGACAGCCAGAGCUAACAAAAGGUUGGAGCUCUGUGAUUAUCAUGAUCUGAAUAAAGGCAUGCUUCAGUUAUCUUUAUCCGCAAUGUUGCAGUUGAACCAAAAGCUGCUAUUGCUGGAAGAGAUCUGAUCUCAAUUGUACCCCAAAUGGCAGCUCUUGUGCAUUUUGUGUCAAGAGGGGUCAUUUAGAAAACAAAGUUAAUGUUUAUGAUCAAAGAAAUGACUGUAACCUAAUGACCAUUGUGGCCCAUGAAUGAUAUAUUAGUCCACAAUAUCUGACUAAACUGUUUAAAAAUUUUAAAUAUUUGGAAAUUAAUACAAUUGACCUGCAAGGCUCUGCGUGAAAUUUUUUAAAGAAUACCAGUUUGAGUCAACCUGUGUCUUUUAUUUGUCUAAAGAAAACAUGAUGAAGCCGUUGGUGAAUUUUGGAGUGCCUUGGUAAGGUCACAUCUUUCAUAAAUUAACUUAGCAUGGUAUUUUUUAUCACAUGAGGAAUUAAGAAUUUCUAUUUCCUUGGGUGACUGCUAGUUACUCAUGCUUCUACUUAACUCUAUCAAAUUGUGUUCAAUGUAAUGUCUGUGAUAAAACAGUCAUCAUGCUUAUCACAAAUUAUAUUUUCACUUCUCAGUAUGUCUAUGGGUUUUCUGGUAGAGGAAGGGGCACCAAUUGUGUGGAGAGGAUUAAUGGUGAGUUCACUCUGAUUAACCCUUUUAACUCUUGAAAGUAAUCAUCAUCAUCAUCAUUUUAUAUGUCGAUUUAACAAUACAAGAAACUUCAUCUACAGUAUCAUAAUUUAGAGGAGGGAGACCCAAGAAGCCACUGGUCAUAUGGGAGAGGCCACCUCACUUACAAAGAUUCAUUUAGAACAGAGCAAGUGCUGUAAAUGUGCAACUUGGCCGAUCCAGUGAUUAUUUAAGUACAAACUCUUACAUUUUUAUCUCAAAGCUAAGAAUAUUUGACAAAUGAGUGAUUGAAACAGGAAGAGAGCUCCAAAUGUUAGGAUCUUGGUGGAGAAUUGUAAAUUGCUUGAGAUUUGUACUACACAAAUGCAUAGCCAUGCACUCUUUCUCACAAUAAUUAGAUCAUUCAAUACAUGAUUCAACAAAAAGGUGACACAAAUACACACACAUCAGCUAGAGAGUGUUACCUCAACAAAACAUCAAAUUCUCCCAACUGAUUUGAAGGAAAUUUAUACCAGCUUUAAGGAAGAAUUACCAAAUUGAACCAAAUCUCAAAAAUGAAAGUAAAUUUGAUUAUGUUUAAUUAUUAAAUUUUAAUUUGGUAUUCAACACAAAAGGUGAUGUCUGCAGUGGAAAAGUUAAUACGACAGGUUGCAUGGGGAGAGCUGGAUGUUCUAGUGAUCGACAUGCCUCCUGGCACAGGAGAUACCCAGCUGUCAAUCUCACAACUCAUUCCUAUUUCAGGUGAGCUAGGCAAAUUUUGGGUGAGGGACACAAUUAUCUGAAGUCUUGAAAUAAAGCUCUGGUGCACAUUUUGUGACUGAAUAAAUUAAUGGGAAGUGUCCUCUGGUCAGUCAGUCCAAAGGGAUUGGAAUAUUACCAAAUGUUGUGCACACCAUGUCCAAGAAAAUGUAACAGCUGACAAAGAAAUCUGCCUGCUUUGUGAACCAGCUAACUUUGGCUGACUAUAGUAGCAUGAUGAGAUCUUUAGUAUUGCUUUCACCAAGUUGUGAUGCUGGCCCCAGUUGUUCAAAAGGCAGUUAAGGCUAUUUGACAGAUACAUUGCUACCCAGCUGAUAAGUGCUAGCAAAAGGUAGUGCACUACACAUUGAGUAAAAAUUUAUCCAGUGGAUAGCAUUAUCUACCCUUUCAAACAACUGGGGCCUGGUCUAUCACAAGGUAUCACCCUGCAUUUGAUGGGGUUAAGUGAAAAUUCAUUAGUACCCAUUAACCACCCUAGUGGAGAGUCUUUUCAACAAAAUCUAUUAAUGGCCUCAGCCGAAAUGGGUCCCAAAUAAUAAUUUUAUAUACUAAUACACAUUUGUGCAGGUGCAGUGAUAGUCACCACACCACAAGAUAUUGCACUGCUUGAUGCUUGUAGAGGCACAGAGAUGUUCAGAAAGGUUGAUGUACCAGUAAGUGUUGCACAGAAUGUUAAAUGGUAAUAGGGUGAUCUUAGCAUUGAUUUUCUUUUUUUCAAAUUGCACAUUCUUUGAUGAGAUCAUUUUUUCUCUCUUUAAAAUCAAGGUUAUUGGACUAAUUCAAAAUAUGAGCCAUUAUGUAUGUCCUAAAUGUGAACACAAAGCCUACAUAUUUGGAAGAGAUGGUGCCAGAGGUGUUGCAAAGGAAAUGGACUUAGAACUCUUGGGUAAACACAACAAAUUACUCAUUACUUCUUAAGUUAAGAGUUACAAAAUAAGUUUUAAUUACUGAAUUCCUAGUAGAAACAAGAUUAAAAGAGUACACUUAUUUAAUCCCCCAGUUUCUAUUUUCCAGACUUGAGGUUGGGUCAAAUUUCAUGGCCUUCAUAGAAUAUUGGUUAGUUAUGGUUUGCUCAAAUAUUGUAAAUUUCCCAAGCACAUUCUAAGACAAUUCUUUGGCCAAGGUGAUGUAUGCAAUUUAUCGUCAAUAUAAUUGUUAAUUUUGUUCCUAGGUGAUGUUCCCCUUCAUACUGACAUCAGGGAAACCUCAGAUUCAGGAAAACCCAUUGUAGUUUCUCAACCUGACAAUCCUCAGGUAACUUACCAAUACUGAUUUUGAAUUGUACUGGUUCCGCUUGUCAAAUCAGGUAGUUCACCUGACUUUGGAAAAUGUUUUAUUUGGAAUGCUUUCAACACAAUGCCCUUCACAUACACUACUCAAUUACUUUAUUAUUAUCGGAAAACUGUUUUUGUGGGACUGCAGAAGAAAACAAAUACACCCUAAAAUACAAGGUUAUCAGAACAAGAUAGCUAUCAAAUAUGAAAUUGAAAGAAAAAUAUAUAAGAAAAACUUCUUUGAAAAGAAAUGGAUAUUCAAAUGAAAAGGAAUGGUUUAAUAAUUUAAAAAAUCUUAAGCCGAUUUGCCUUCUAUCCUGUUUUUUUCUCUCUCUCUCUUUUUUUUUACGUUAUGUUGCUUGGUUUAAUUAGUUUAAUUUGUUUAAUUUCUUAAGCUGAAAAUAGGGUAACUGCGUAAGAUUGUUAAAUAUAUCGAAUUGUUAUCAUUUUUAACCAAUUUUAUAAAUGUAAAAUUGUAACUGUGUAAAUGAAAGGUCAGAAUAAAAAAAAAAAAGAAAAAAAAAAUACUGAUGACUCUAGACCUCUGACUUAUUUGAUAACCUGUUUAGCCCUGUAUUGAUUUUUAAUUUUCUGGUAUCCAAUUAAAACAGACUUAUGCCUACAAAAUGAUUGCUGGUCGUGUUUUGGAUAAACUUUCCCUGACAAAAGACUCUACCAGGUGACAAGGAAACAUGCAGACAAGCUGUUGUGAUCAAGUUGCUACAAAGGAAGAUUGACUUGUUAGCUGGAAAUGUCAGACAGUCAGUAUGAAAGACUAAACACAAACAAAGUCACUGUUGACUGCUUUGUGAAACUGCAGCACAAAGAUUGUUGUGAAGCUGAUAGAAAUACAAUGGAAAUCCCCUUAACAAGAAGAGGAAUUAUCAGGUUUUUUCAGCCAAUGAAUUCAAGAUUAUGAACACCAUUUAAAGAUUACAGGUAGAAGUACUGCCAGAAAUUAUUUGACUGCUGGAGGCAUUCUUACAUGGACAGCAAAUGAGACAGGCUUCACACAUUUGAGAAAAAGCAUGUGAGAAAAAUCAAUGAUAAUAGCUAUUUAUUAUAUAA